Messenger RNA from Chenopodium quinoa (quinoa), 2615 nucleotides. RefSeq names its product cysteine-rich receptor-like protein kinase 10. The transcript is spliced from 8 exons. Gene Ontology annotation, molecular function: ATP binding; protein kinase activity. The record is from RefSeq and is a predicted model, not a curated record. The coding region runs from base 43 to 2049 and encodes 668 amino acids. NCBI's taxonomy places the organism in Eukaryota, Viridiplantae, Streptophyta, Magnoliopsida, Caryophyllales, Amaranthaceae. Gene Ontology annotation, biological process: protein phosphorylation.
AAUUGAUGGAUUCCUUGAUUAUUUGUUCUUGUACGUAAGUACAUGAAUAUAAUGCCACCUUUCCUAAACAGUAAUAUGACACUCUAUAUGAUCUUCUCAAUCUAUCUUCUCUUUAUAAUUCCUAAAUCAACUUCCCUUCCAUCUUAUUUGUAUAACUUUUGCCCAAACACCACCUUCGCUCCCAACACCAAUUACGCAACUAACCUCAACACCCUCCUCCACACUCUCGCCGCCAACGUCGCCUCCAACCCCACCAGCUUCUACAUAACAUCAGCCGGAAAAGGCACAAGCGAUGCCGUCUAUGGCCUCUUUCUCUGCCGCGGUGACCAAAACGUCACCGCGUGCAGAGAUUGCGUGAAAACCGCAACAACCACCGACUUACCACAUACAUACUGCCCCAACUCAAAGGUGGCAACUAUAUGGUAUGAUGAGUGUAUGGUAAGGUACUCCAACGUGUCAAUUUUUGGUAAACUUUCUAUUGAACCUAAGGUGAGCAUGAUGAACUCCGAAAAAAUAAAUGGAAACCAAACCCGGUUUGGAGAUUUUAUGAAAGAAACAAUGGGUGAAACGGCGGUUGAGACCGCUAACAAUCGGUCCGGAAUUAAAUUCACCGCGAAAACGGUGAAUUUCACUAGGUCAAUUGCACUGUAUGCAUUACAACAGUGUACACCGGAUUUGACUCCCAAUGAAUGCAGUCAAUGCUUGACACGUGCGAUUACGCAACUCUCGGUCAUGCAAGGUUCAAGGGUGUUACAACCUAGUUGUAAUGUUCGGUACGAAAUCUAUCCAUUUUUAAAUGGUGCAGUUAAUUACUCGGCGUCUUCGGUCUAUAAUAACUCGGUGCCGCCAUUUGUAGAGACGACUGAAAUAGGUCAAAAGAAACUAUCAAACAAGAUGAUCAUAAUUAUUGUUAUUGCUAUAGUAGUUGCAAUACCAUUGAAAGUACUUGCGAUAACCUUCUGUUUCAUGAAAAAGAGAGCUAAGAAUUAUCAUCAUUCCAUACCCAUCGGAUGUAGUGAAGAUUUUACAAUAGCUGAUUCCUUACAGUAUGGUCUUGAUACACUUCAAUCUGCAACAAACAAUUUUUCUGAUGAGAAUAAACUAGGUGAAGGUGGAUUUGGGGGAGUCUAUAAGGGAAUAUUGUCAAAUGGACAAGAAAUAGCAGUGAAGAGGUUAUCUAAAAGUUCUGAUCAAGGUGUAGAAGAAUUCAAGAGUGAGGUUUUGUUGGCGGCAAAGCUUCAACAUAGAAAUUUGGUGAGGUUAUUUGGAUUUUGUUUAGCAGGAGAGGAAAAGUUGCUUGUUUAUGAAUACAUCCCCAACAAGAGUCUUGACCAUUUCCUUUUUGAUCCUGAGAAACGAGAACAACUAGAUUGGGGAAAAAGAUACAAAAUUAUAAGAGGGGUAGCUCGAGGGAUGCUUUAUCUCCAUCAGGAUUCUCGACUUAGAAUCAUACAUCGCGACCUUAAGGUGAGUAAUGUAUUGUUGGACAAAGAUUUGAACCCAAAAGUUUCAGAUUUUGGCAUGGCAAGGAUAUUUGGUGUGGAUCAAUCCCAAGGGAAUACAAGUCGAGUUGUGGGAACCUAUGGUUAUAUGUCACCCGAGUAUGCAAUGCAUGGACAAUUUUCUGUUAAGUCUGAUGUGUAUAGUUUUGGCGUGCUAGUCUUAGAGAUUGUUAGUGGCAAAAGGAACAGUAGCUUCUACCAAUCAGGCUAUGCCGAGGACCUUCUAAGCUAUGCAUGGAAGAAAUGGAGAGAUGGGACGCCAUUGGAGUUUGUGGAUGAAACCGUAAGGAACUCGUGCUCAAUACACGAAGUCAUGAGAUGCAUGCAUCUUGGCUUGUUAUGCGUUCAAGAGUGUACUGAUGAUAGACCUACAAUGGCAACAUCGGUGCUCAUGUUAGACAGUCACUCAAUUACUCUUCCAAUGCCAAAACAACCGGCUUUCUUUAUCAAAAGCUAUAUGAAGAGUAAAAAUUUAGAUGAAUUGACGAGCAACUCUACGCCCUGGUCAAUGAAUGACUUAUCGGUGACCGAAGCUGAAGCUAGAUAGCUACAAUAGGCCAUGUGUUUGAAUACAAACACUUUGUAAUGUUCAAGAUGCUUUCUAGGAUUUCUUAUCAAGUUUUCUAGUAUCUAGAUUUCAUUAUUAGGUCGUAAUUAAACCAGUGUUCAUGGAGCAAACAAUAUGAUUAUUCCAAAAAAACAAGUCAACGAUCAAGAAUUAGAGCUUCCUAAUCAUCGCUGACUUGCUUUAGUACCAGUGUUGUAUGUAUUAUUGUGUACUUUUAUAACUAAUGUGUUGCUUCUUAUUUUAAAUCACCACUGCAUUGCGCCUUUUUUUUUUUUUUUUUUUUGAAGACACCACUGUAUUGCUCUAAACAAAUAAAUCUUUGUUUGUCGGAACCCACAUAUACCUUGGUGUUAUGAUAUAUGAUAAAGUUUUGAGGAUUUGAUAUGAUUUGGUUAGGAUACUUAGUUGGCAAAGAUAAGAUAUAUGCUAAGUAGAUAAUAUUCUUUAGAUUUCUUGCCAUAAUUAUCUUGUAUUCUGAUUAUAUAUUGAGGCCAAGAGCCAUGAAUGAAGGUAAGCAAAUAUUACCGAUUAUUAUUUCUCAUGGU